GGAAUGAACGCGCUGGCCGUCGUGGGAACAUUGGUGGUGGGUCUUAUCCUGCAGCAUGUGACCCUCGCCACCUAUAUAGAGAACAAAGUAAUGAUCAGUCUACCUCUAAGACAAGUCAGGGAGGUUGGUAACGAGAGACCACGGACAAGCAGUUACACAUCUUCGGAUUAUCAGCUUGAUUAUCUCUUCUACCUGCCGCAUGAAUCCACGGAAGUACUGGCCAACCGUUAUUAUCUCACGAUGCCGCCUGUAGAAGUAAGCAGUACUACGGGUACUUAUGUCACCAUCCUAUACGAUGACCUGAAAGCGAAGUUGGCAAAGCUACUCUAUACCUCGUGGAAUCCAUUUAUGUUUUACCAUGAAACACAUGCGCAGGCAGCCAAGGAUCUUCUUAAUGUGUUCCUCGACGCGGAAGACGAUUAUGAACUCGCAGAACUUGCGCUCAUUGUCCGAGACCAUGUCAACGAAGGCCUGUACAUAUUCGCGCUCUAUAGUGCCGUCUAUGAGAGACCGGACAUAAGUUCUGCAGAUUUACCUCCGCUGGAAACUGUGCUGACGGACCGGUUCGUUCCCACUAAUGUCAUCAACAAAGCGAAGAGAUUGGUCAAAGCCGCUUCGAUUAAUCAGGAUACGGACACGGUCCACGUAUAUUGGCAGCGUAACCAAACGGGCCUCACCACAAGAAACCCCGAGCACAGAGUGGCAUAUUGGCGCGAGGACUUGCACCUUAACAGCUUCCACUUUCACUGGCACCUCACGAAUCCUUUUAACAUCGAGCCCGGCAAGCGAGACCGACGGGGAGAGAUUUUCUACUACAUGCAUCACAACUUGGUGGCGAGAUACAACUUUGAACGUCUGAGUGUCGGCCUCAAGCCAGUCGAACCCUUUGAGGACUGGCGCGCUCCUGUGCAGGAAGGUUAUUUCCCCCACCUCACCGUCGGCAAUGGCUUUGAUUGGGGAAACAGGCAAGACAACACUCUCAUGCAGGAUGUUAUUGGAACAGAUAUGACCGAUGCCAUAUACAUUUCGAAUCUUGAGCUGUGGCGAGCUCACCUGCUCUACUCUGUUGAUGAAAAAUAUUUGAUUAGUAUGAACGGCUCUCAGAUUCGCCUCACAGAUGACCCAAGCCCUGGCCAACCGUACGGCAUUGACCUCGUCGGCGAAGCGUUGGAGGCAGGUGCAAGUGUGAAUCCCCCCUACUACGGCAGCAUCCACAACAACGGGCAUAUGUUGCUUAGCGGUUGCAAUGACCCAGAGCAGAAACACAUGGGGAACCCUGGUGUGAUGGCAGGCACAGAAACAGCCGUGAGGGAUCCGGUCUUUUUCCGUUGGCACGGCUUUGUCGAUAAGGUUUUCCAUAGGUACAAGAUGACGCAGCCUCCAUACACGCCAGACCAGCUGUCCGUGGGCGUGGAAGUGUUGGAGGUCACGGUGCAGGAGGACAACGGUGACCCAUAUGAACUUCACACUUUCUUCACAAACAGCACUUUUGUCGCGUCGCAUCGAAUCGAUUUCAAUGUGGAUCCGAAUAGUAACAUUACCGUGCUCUUGACGUCAGACUUCCUAAACCAUACGGACUUCACCUACCACAUCACGGUCAAUAACACGAAGACUGACGAAUUGAGGCCCAAAGUGCGAAUCUUCCUGGCACCGAAAUUCGAUGAAGAAGGACAACAGCUUACCUACGCUUCACUGUUACGAUACUGGACGGAGAUGGACGUAUUCGAAGCAGAUCCGAUUGCCCCUGGCGUCUCCAACAUCACAAGGCUUUCCAGUGAGAGCAGUAUCAUAUCAAACGACACCAAUCCCGAAUACUCCGGCUGCCACUGGCCCCGGAGUCUCCUUCUGCCUCGAGGUAAGCCAGAUGGCAUGGCUUUCCGGCUCUUCGUGAUGAUCACUGACGCCGACCAGGACAAGCCAUUGCAAGGUGGCAAUGAUCUUCCCCCAAGCUUUUGCACUUUUUGCGGUAUCCCUGGUGCCACAUACCCCGAUCGCUGGCCCAUGGGGUACCCACUGGACAGGAAGAGCAUAUAUGGCACAAUCGAUGAAUUCGCGGACGCCUAUUCCAACAUGAGGUAGUCGACGUUAUCAUAUAUCAUGCGGAGGAGCCAGAGGAAGAGGAGUACCCGGAAACCUAAGUUCUAUAUCUGUGUCGGGGGUUGUGUGUCAGUCGUUGGUCCUAUGUGUAGGGUAGUAGUUCUCUCUCUCUCUUUUUCUCUUUUUCUCUCUCUCUCUCUUUUUCUCUUUUCUCUCUCUCUCUCUUUUUCUCUUUUUCUCUCUCUCUCACUCCGAAGUAUAUCUUUUGUGAGAAAGUUUGCGUGACGUCACAGGGCACAGGAGCUAAUGACAUCACAUUCUCAAAAAUAUCCGUCAAUCACAGGACCACCUUUGACCAUUGUGAACCUCGAAUUACAUAUUAAAUAAAACCUGAGAAAUGA
Molecule: messenger RNA, 2438 nt
Organism: Penaeus chinensis
Lineage: Eukaryota; Metazoa; Arthropoda; Malacostraca; Decapoda; Penaeidae
Product: hemocyanin F chain-like
Molecular function (GO): oxidoreductase activity
Source: RefSeq, a predicted model, not a curated record